AUGUUUUCCCUUAAGCUCAUCAUUGCCACGACAGUUGCAUUCUUUACACUUGCUCAAAGCCAGCAGUUCUUUAUCCAGAACUGGGGUAACGGCGAGAAGGCAACAAACUAUACGUACAAGAGUCUUGACGCCGGUCGCUUCACGGUUGACUGGAUUCUGGGAGGAGGGGGAAACUUUGUUGUCGGCAAAGGCUAUCGAGGAAGCCAAACACUCGUGGUAAACUACACGGCGAAUUAUAAUCCUCAGGGGAACUCUUACCUUGCCCUCUAUGGCUUCACGAGCAACCCACGCGUAGAGUUCUACGUCAUGGACGCAUUUGCAGAGCACAAUCCCUCUGACAAUGCAGGUCACUCAUUUUAUGGGUAUCACAAUAGCGAUGGGGCCCAGUAUGAGCUCUGGAGCAAAUACAAUGGUGAUCUUCGCCAGUAUUUUUCGGUCCGGAGGACAAAUCGUCGCGGUGGCACCAUCACCUUCAACAAUCACUACAAGGCCUGGAUUGCGGCUGGUUUGCCCAUGGGAAGUCUGGGCAACACUUAUAUGGUUGUUGAGGGGCAGCAAGGACGGGGAAACGCUGAUAUUACGGUCGGUGUUAGACCGACCGGCACAAUCAGAGAGACACCAACGCCGACUACGCGCUCUAUCGUCUGUGUAACUCCUACGCAGACUAUUGGCACGGUCUGCAGGCCGAGGGCGGCUAAGCGCACAGCGGCAGCAUAUGUUGCGUAG
Messenger RNA from Parastagonospora nodorum SN15, 726 nucleotides. RefSeq lists its product as hypothetical. The record is from RefSeq and is a predicted model, not a curated record. Gene Ontology annotation, molecular function: hydrolase activity, hydrolyzing O-glycosyl compounds. Lineage: Eukaryota; Fungi; Ascomycota; Dothideomycetes; Pleosporales; Phaeosphaeriaceae. Gene Ontology annotation, biological process: xylan catabolic process. The transcript is spliced from 2 exons. Bases 1 to 726 code for a protein of 241 amino acids.